AGAAACCCGCUGAGGUCGCGCAGAAGAUCGUCCAAAGCUUAGCGGACCUCAAGCCAUUCCGUGCACUUGGCCCCCAGUCACGACUGUAGCCGAAGCACCACUCGCCGUCUGCGUCCCACGUAGCAGCAGCCUCUCUAUCUUCAAUAACAAUCCGAGCUGGCGUUUACCACCUUCUCCUCCUCUCGUUCGUGUGUCGUGUUGACUCGACACUUCCAAAUCCUCGCGGAUACACCCCCAAGCAGCCUUCACAACUCAAUUGACCACCACCUCGUCAUGUCCAGAUCGGCCACGCUGUUAUUUGCACAUGGCGGCGGCUUCUGCAAGGACACGUGGGAGCCCAUUGUACGUCGCCUUCGAGACUCGUCGUUGCUGCAGAGCGUGAGUACGCGCUUCGUGAGCUUCGACUUCAAGUAUCACGGCAGCAACCGCGACGAGUCGGUGGCGCCGCAGCUCGACCUCAAGAACCCAAGAGGACCGAGGGUGCACCACCCAGCUGCCGACCUGACUGCGUGGACGUCGGCCGAGGUGCUGCAGCACGCGCGCGCUAUUAAGAACGAGAGUGUCGGCACGCCGUUGAUUGGGAUCGGCCACUCGAUGGGGGCGUCGGCGAUGUGGAACACGGAGGUGCAGCACCCGGGGACCUUCGACGGACUCAUCCUGUUCGAGCCCGUGUGGGGCAAGCUCAACUCUGACGUCGUCACCAACUUCUUGGUGUCGAUCACUCUACAGCGCGAGUCGUCGUGGCCUUCGCGUGCGGCGGCGGCGGAGCAUCUGCGUAAUUUCAAGAACUUUGCGGCGUGGGACCGCGAGUCAUUGGACGCGUAUAUGAAGGGAGCGCUGGUGGAGGACGAAGCAUCGGGGAGGAACGUACUGGCGUGUAGUACGGGCAUUGAGGCCUCGCUCUACUGUCACAAGCUGCUGAAUAUGACGAAUGAGCAGCUCGCGCGGCCCAAGUGCAAGAUUUUCUUCCACUACGGCAGCCGCACGAAGAUGUUCCUGCCCGAGACCUUCGAGGAGCUCAGCAGCAAGUGGCCGCACAUCUACUCGCUGGAGGAACCGAUCGCCAACUCGUCCCACGCGAUGGUGUUGGAAAAACCGGCAGAGUCCGCGAUGAACAUUUUGGGCAACCUGCAGGAGAUGGAACCGUUCUCUAAACAGAAUCAAGGGGAUGUAGCGAACGCCUCGCGACUGUAG
Molecule: messenger RNA, 1194 nt
Organism: Phytophthora sojae
Lineage: Eukaryota; Oomycota; Peronosporomycetes; Peronosporales; Peronosporaceae
Exons: 2
Coding region: 274-1194 (306 amino acids)
Source: RefSeq, a predicted model, not a curated record